GCACAUGGCAAAAAUGCAAUGAACCAAUGAAACGAGAAAGAAAUAAUUGCAGAUGUGGGAUAUGUAAUCUUGUUCAGGCGCAGGUAGUCGUGAAAUACAAUAAUGGCGAGCGAGGAAGAUUUGAUUUCUUUGGCAGUAGUUGGUGCGCUGUCGGGUGUAGCUUACUGGUCAUCGAAUUACUAUAUACCAGCUCUUGGCGAAUUGUUUAUCAAAGCUCAUCUCUUUGGACGUGAUCUCAACAAAUCUUCUGAUGCCAAAGUACCUGAAGCUCUCGGCGUUGUCGCUGGCAUGGUAUUUCUGGUGACUCGCAUUCUGUACCUAGUGGUCUCCUCAAUCUCUGAGCUGGCGUUCAACUAUGAACUGAAGAGGUUCUCGCAUGACGAGAGCGCAGUGCACGCAAUUGCACUGAUGCUUUUCCUUGGCUUUGCCGACGACGUGCUGAACCUGAAGUGGAGGCAUAAGAUCGUCCUGUCCACGCUGGCAUCGUUUCCUCUCGUCACCAGCUUUCCCGGCUCGACAAAGGUCAUCUUCCCCAAGCCUGUUCGCGGCGUCCUCGGCACUGAGUUUGAUGUUGGAAUUCUCUACUACAUCUACAUGAGUAUGCUGGCAGUGUUCUGCACGAAUGCUAUCAAUAUCCUGGCUGGUGUCAAUGGACUAGAAGCUGGACAAACCAUCGUUAUUGCAGCCAGCGUACUUGCUUUCAACCUUGUCGAGUGCUUUGUGUACGGGAACGCCGUCGACCAGCAUCUUUUCUCCAUCUUUCUCUUCCUGCCGUUCAUUGCCGUGACCGCUGCAUUGCUCAAGCAUAACUGGUACCCGUCACGUGUGUUUGUCGGCGACACGUUCUGCUACUUUGCUGGAAUGACUUUCGCCGCCGCCGGCAUCCUGGGCAUCUUCAGCAAGACGCUGCUACUGUUCUUCAUCCCACAGGUGCUCAACUUCCUGUAUUCGGUACCGCAGCUCUUCCACAUCAUACCUUGUCCCCGACACCGCAUGCCACGGGUCAAUGCCCAGGGCUUGCUGGGCAUGUCAUUCACCGAGUUCAACCCCGAUGAGCUGGGUGGUCUUGGACGGCUGAUUGUGAACGUGGUGAGAAUGUUCCGCUUAGCCCACGUCGAGAAGAUUGACGACGGGAAACGCUUGCGUAUGAACAAUCUCACUCUGAUCAACUUUGUCCUGUACGUGCUGGGACCGGUGCAUGAGCAGAGCCUCACAAUCAUCUUACUCUUCAUUCAGCUACUUGGGACAUGCAUGGCCUUUGCCAUUCGCUAUCCACUUGCCUGGAUGUUUUACUGAACCCUUGUACCUUUUGCCUUUACUUCACCCUUCCCAGCCCCAGAUUGAAAUUAUCUGUAUUAUUCUACUACUAGUAUUAGUUAGUUUUUUGUAGCAUUCAAUUCAUAUAUGCCCAGAGGUUCCUGGCUUGUGUCUUGUCAUCUUUUCUUCUCUGUGAUGUCUUCCGUUUCUGGAAUGAUGAUUUUUUUGCAGCUGGCCUGCGCUUGACAAUAUAUAUUUUUUAAGUCCAA
Molecule: messenger RNA, 1526 nt
Organism: Sycon ciliatum
Lineage: Eukaryota; Metazoa; Porifera; Calcarea; Leucosolenida; Sycettidae
Product: UDP-N-acetylglucosamine--dolichyl-phosphate N-acetylglucosaminephosphotransferase-like
Exons: 7
Coding region: 103-1296 (397 amino acids)
Biological process (GO): protein N-linked glycosylation; dolichol-linked oligosaccharide biosynthetic process
Cellular component (GO): membrane
Molecular function (GO): UDP-N-acetylglucosamine-dolichyl-phosphate N-acetylglucosaminephosphotransferase activity
Source: RefSeq, a predicted model, not a curated record